Molecule: messenger RNA, 590 nt
Organism: Trichophyton rubrum CBS 118892
Lineage: Eukaryota; Fungi; Ascomycota; Eurotiomycetes; Onygenales; Arthrodermataceae
Exons: 1
Coding region: 165-536 (123 amino acids)
Source: RefSeq, a predicted model, not a curated record
CCUGCUGGAGCCGACAGCAUGGAGAUAGUUCGCGGACAGCAGCAGCGCAAAGCCUAACAGCGGUGAUACUCGGUGAGGCGUGGUGAGGCUGGUGUCUGUUUGGCUGUCGUGCGUACAUGGUGCUGCCAUGAUGAACGUACCCCCAGUUGUUACACACCAUCAUUAUGUACGGAGCUGUCUGCCAACUGUCUGCCAAUGUGAUCGAGCUUGCUGAGACGACCCAAAAUUAUAGCGGUGCCAGGGGGUGGCUGAGAGCGCGAGAGCCUGCCCAUGAUGUCACCACAGCAGCCCUUGCAGCGUCAACCUUUUCAAGCUUUUUCACUUUAGGAACGCCGGCUCCCUCUUCCACUCGAUCCUGGGUACUCUUGGUGAUUGGCUGCGGAAUAAUCUCCGACACAGGGAUCCGAGGAUUGGGUCCUGCUAGCUUUUCACAUCACAAUUUUGUGAUAGAUGGAAAUCCAAAGACAUGGAACACAGAUUAUUACCAUCCGUGUGAUGUAUCCAGGGCGAAAAAUUCUCCUUCCCUCCAUCAAUGAACCUCUUUCGCUCUUAUGCUUCUCCCGUCAUCUUGUCGUCAUCAUCGUGCCUUU